UUUCUAAAAACUGUUUUUUUUUCACAAAAAAAAGUUUUAAAUCGCAGUUGAAUGCGUUCACAGUGAUUUAAGUUAAACAUUAUCAAAUACUUUUCCUUCAACAUGAUGUUGGCAGUCAUUGUUUAUUUCACGCUGUUUGCCAACAUCAUCACCAGCACCCCUGCAAAAGACUUUGUCUCUCUGGCGGAGAGAGAAGAUGCUCUGCUAAGGGACUUGUUUCAGGGAUACCAGCGCUGGGUCAGGCCUGUUCUGCAUGCAAACCACACUGUUAAAGUCCGCUUUGGCUUGAAGAUAUCUCAGCUCGUUGAUGUGGAUGAGAAAAAUCAACUUAUGACCACUAAUGUGUGGCUUUGGCAGGAAUGGAUCGAUUAUAAACUGCGUUGGAACCCUGAGAAUUAUGGUGGCAUCACUUUUAUCAGAGUACCCUCGGAGACCAUCUGGCUUCCAGAUAUUGUUUUAUAUGAUAAUGCUGAUGGACGUUUUGAAGGCUCGCUUAUGACCAAAGUCAUCGUGAGGUAUAAUGGUCUGAUCACAUGGACACCACCCGCCAGCUACAAGUCAGCUUGCACCAUGGAUGUCACGUUCUUCCCCUUUGAUCGUCAAAACUGCUCUAUGAAGUUUGGUUCCUGGACGUAUGAUGGAAACAUGGUUGAUCUUGUCUUAGUCAACCAGCAGGUGGACAGAAGCGACUUCUUUGAUAACGGCGAAUGGGAGAUUCUGAGUGCAACCGGUGUCAAAGGCAGCCGACAGGACGUCCAUCUUUCCUACACUUACAUCACGUAUUAUUUCAUCCUGAAACGUCUUCCUCUCUUCUACACCCUCUUUCUCAUUUUUCCCUGCUUGGGCUUGUCUUUCCUCACAGUGCUGGUUUUCUAUCUGCCUUCUGAUGAAGGAGAGAAAGUUUCUCUCUCCACCUCCGUCCUUGUGUCCCUCACUGUCUUCCUCCUGGUCAUCGAGGAGAUCAUUCCAUCUUCAUCCAAAGUCAUCCCAUUGAUUGGAGAGUACUUGCUCUUUAUCAUGAUCUUCGUCACCCUCUCUAUCAUUGUCACUGUGUUUGUUAUAAAUGUACACCAUCGUUCCUCAGCUACAUAUCAUCCCAUGUCUCCAUGGGUGCGUUCCCUGUUCCUGCAGAAACUGCCGCAUUUGCUGUGCAUGAGGGGAAACACGGAUCGCUAUCACUACCCCGAGCUGGAGCCCCAAGGCCCUGAUCUCAAGCCCCGAAGCAAGAAAGGGCCACCUGGCCCUGACGGAGAAGGUCAAGCUUUGAUCAAUUUGCUCGAGCAAGCUACCAACUCUGUUCACUACAUCUCACGGCAUAUUAGAAAGGAGCAUUUCAUUAGAGAGGUCGUACAGGACUGGAAGUUUGUGGCACAGGUCUUGGACAGAAUCUUUCUCUGGGCAUUUCUUACCGUGUCUGUGCUGGGCACCAUUCUCAUCUUCACACCUGCAUUGAAGAUGUUCCUUCGCUCUUCUCCUCCUCCUUCCCCAUGAGACACUUGGCAAAUUUCACCCAACUCUCUAAUCACAGGCAACCUCACAUCAUGCAAGAAAACUAUUAAUGUCCUUUUACCAAUAUUACAUUCAGAGAAACACAGGUCACCAAUUAAUGAAUACAGUGAACAAAAAGUGGAGGAAAAUUGUUUUUUCAUUGUGUCACAUAUAGGAUAACAAAGUGAGUUGUUUAAAAUAUAAUACAUUGCUGCUGUCCUUCUGAAAGCUCGAAUCUCCAUAUUUUGUGUUUUUUAUUUUUGCCGUAGAUCAUUAUUAUUGGUCACCCUUUAUGUUUGUAUUUUGCAAAUAUCCAACCAAUAAAAAGUAUUAAAAAGUGCUUUUCAACUUUGACAACACAGUGUUUAAUCACUUAAAAAGCAGUGUUUUUUUUCCAUUGAGUAAAAA
This is a messenger RNA of Triplophysa dalaica, 1896 nucleotides long. It is a transcript of the gene chrnb3b, whose product is annotated as cholinergic receptor nicotinic beta 3 subunit b. Gene Ontology annotation, biological process: nervous system process; monoatomic ion transmembrane transport; signal transduction. Gene Ontology annotation, molecular function: transmembrane signaling receptor activity; acetylcholine-gated monoatomic cation-selective channel activity. The record is from RefSeq and is a predicted model, not a curated record. Gene Ontology annotation, cellular component: neuron projection; postsynaptic membrane; synapse. The transcript is spliced from 6 exons. Lineage: Eukaryota; Metazoa; Chordata; Actinopteri; Cypriniformes; Nemacheilidae. The coding region runs from base 103 to 1491 and encodes 462 amino acids.